AUGGAGGACUUUCUGCUCUCCAAUGGGUACCAGCUGGGCAAGACCAUUGGGGAAGGGACCUACUCAAAAGUCAAAGAAGCAUUUUCCAAAAAACACCAAAGAAAAGUGGCAAUUAAAAUUAUAGACAAGAUGGGAGGGCCAGAAGAGUUUAUCCAGAGAUUCCUGCCUCGGGAGCUCCAGAUUGUCCGAACCCUGGACCACAAAAACAUCAUCCGGGUGUAUGAGAUGCUGGAGUCUGCAGAUGGGAAAAUCUACCUGGUGAUGGAACUGGCUGAGGGAGGGGAUGUCUUUGACUGCGUGCUGAAUGGGGGACCACUGCCUGAGAGCCAGGCCAAGGCCCUCUUCCGCCAGAUGGUCGAGGCCAUCCGCUACUGCCAUGGCUGUGGCGUGGCCCACCGGGACCUCAAAUGUGAGAACGCCUUGUUGCAGGGCUUCAACCUCAAGCUGACCGACUUUGGCUUUGCCAAGGUAUUACCCAAGUCACGCCGGGAGCUGAGCCAGACCUUCUGCGGCAGUACAGCCUAUGCCGCCCCUGAGGUGCUGCAGGGUAUUCCCCACGACAGCAAGAAGGGUGACAUCUGGAGCAUGGGCGUGGUCCUCUAUGUCAUGCUCUGUGCCAGCCUACCUUUUGAUGACACAGACAUCCCCAAGAUGCUGUGGCAGCAGCAGAAGGGGGUGUCCUUCCCCACUCAUCUGGGCAUCUCGACCGAAUGCCAGGACCUGCUCAAGUGGCUCCUGGAACCAGACAUGAUCCUCCGGCCUUCAAUCGAAGAAGUUAGUUGGCACCCAUGGCUAGCAAGCACUUGA
Marmota monax (woodchuck) is the source of this 807-nucleotide messenger RNA. RefSeq names its product testis specific serine kinase 3 (gene Tssk3). The record is from RefSeq and is a predicted model, not a curated record. NCBI's taxonomy places the organism in Eukaryota, Metazoa, Chordata, Mammalia, Rodentia, Sciuridae. The transcript has 2 exons. Gene Ontology annotation, biological process: microtubule cytoskeleton organization; protein phosphorylation; intracellular signal transduction. Gene Ontology annotation, cellular component: cytoplasm. Bases 1 to 807 code for a protein of 268 amino acids. Gene Ontology annotation, molecular function: ATP binding; protein serine/threonine kinase activity; tau-protein kinase activity.